This is a messenger RNA of Bemisia tabaci, 4329 nucleotides long. It is a transcript of the gene Grip128, whose product is annotated as gamma-tubulin complex component 5. NCBI's taxonomy places the organism in Eukaryota, Metazoa, Arthropoda, Insecta, Hemiptera, Aleyrodidae. The record is from RefSeq and is a predicted model, not a curated record. Gene Ontology annotation, molecular function: microtubule minus-end binding; gamma-tubulin binding. Gene Ontology annotation, biological process: meiotic cell cycle; microtubule nucleation; spindle assembly. Gene Ontology annotation, cellular component: microtubule organizing center; gamma-tubulin complex; spindle pole.
GUACCAUCUAAAACUGGCGGGAACCAUUAACCAAUCAGAAAGGUAGAUUCAGGUCAACAGUGUUGCCUCAUGAACGCUCAUAAUAAUAAUUAGACUUCCGUUUGUAAUUUCUGCGAUAGUCAUUUGAUAAAUGUCUUUUGAAGCAUAUCAUUGAGUUUGAAAAUGUACAAACGAUUGGAUAUAUACGGAUCGGAUUGCAGCAUAACUUUACUUUACGUAAACUCACAUUUGACAACGUCCUGUUGCUUCCCCUUCCCUCCCUUUAUCAUUUCAAAUGUUCAUUCAUUCAAACGUCUAAGGUAGGUUGUUUGUUGUUAUGUUGUUGUUAUCAGCAAACAUGUUUUUGGCUCUCGAUCAAUGAAUAAUUGAUUCACGUAAAUUAUUCAACGGUUCUCCCUUCUGAAUUUUGAAUUAAAUUUGACUCAGUGAAAAAUUUACGCAAUUGCCCGACUGUUUAUCUUCAAUGUUAGAGCUGAAUCCAUGUGUCGAUGGCGCUGGCUAAAGUUGAGUCACUCUAUCAAAAGGACUUGAACCAACUGAUUAGAUGUCUUACUGGAUUUGAGGAUGAAGAUGAAAAUGCUGGCAUCUGCUACAAAUAUGCGAUGUCGCACUUGCUGUUCAACAACUAUCCGUCGGCGAACAAGUGGGAGGUCAAUCGGAAAGUCGAUGGCGUUGUUGAAAAGCUCCACUUUCAUGGACUCCCUGGCAGAGCGGAGAAGCUGAGGCUUCUCGUCAAGAAAUUCAUUUCCCUGAAAGAACUUCGCAAUUAUGGCCAGGUGGACGUUGAGUGGCAAGUCCUGCAGUUGUUGCUCAGUUUAGCUUACCGUCCCUCCGAUGUUAGAGAGGAUAUCGUCCUUGAUGAGAAGGAGUUGUUUGAACCCGUCGACUCCGAAGACCUGAAAAAAAAGGAAAAAGAAGAGUGGGCCAAAUACCUGCGCCAAGAUGACUACAAGUUUGACUACACACAUGAUGAUGAGUCAGAUUGGAGUAGUUUGGAAAGUGACGGAGAGAAAGAAAUCACUACGGAUCAUGAGAAGGAUAUGCAGGAGGAUAGUGUAUCAGCUCAAUUCCAGUAUCCUCCAUUAUUUCCCAGAUCGGAACCAGAAGCUAAGUAUCGGAAUCGUGAAGAAUACCUCAGAUGUAUGGCUAAAGAAGGGAUAAUGGCACAAGAAUUUCUGGCAACUCAAGUUCAGCACUCAUGGUGGGACAUUGACCAGGAGAUUGCCAAAAUGGGAGAUAGCUCCAAUCUCAGUUUCAAGGAUUUAGCAAAUUCAUGGCGACGCACAAAAGAUAAUAGAUUGCUCAUGGUGUUAAGUGAGGAGAAAGUUCUUCGGGAAAUUUUAUGGACCCUUCAUUGUCCUUCAAGUGGUGCGUUGUUUCAAAUGGAUGGAUCUGGGUCCUUGAGCGUCAAACAAAACUUCACCUUACCCACUGCUUCUCAGGAAGCAACUUUUCAAACUGUCUCACGUCUGUCGCAUUUACUACAAGUUUGUCAGGAAAUGUCAAGUUUCCGAGAAUCAAUAGAUUUUAUCGAAUCCUCUUUCACUCUGCAAGCAUAUGCUAACACAUUGGCGGAAGUACUAGAAGAAUUUACCAUGAAAAUCCUUUUGCUCGAAAGGAAACUCAAUGAACAUGAAGAUGAUACAACCCUUCUCCAUUUAGAAGAAAUAAUUGCACCAUAUUAUCAUGAUUUGAUGUAUGUAUAUCAAAUUCACCAAAAAGCAACUGAAUUACACGGUAGUAAACCCAAGUGGUUAGCGGUUACCAGAUUGCUGGCAGAGUUAGAAAUUGGCUUAAUGGAGGCCACAUCUUGUCGUCAAACAGAUUUCAUGCUGAGGCUAUUUGUGAAAUCCUUGCGGCCGUCAAUUGAUAUAUUGGAUAAGUGGCUCUCUAUCGGAAAGCUAGAAGAUUUUCGAGAUGAAUUCCUCAUAUGCCGGUCCGAUGAAGACAACACACAUGAUUCAUGGAUUUUGGGAUCAUUUGUCGUUCGGCGUGAUGACAGGGAAUCUCAAAUUUUGAAUUGCCUCGCUGGCUCAGCAUUGAAAGCAGCACAGUCCAUGGAGUUUGCUCUAAAGAUGGGUGACGAGUACACUGUCUUCUCUAAUACCCUUGACACAGGUUUGAUGUCCCAUGAAUUCCUCUCACAACUCGGUGAGGCGAUUUUGGAAGCUUUUCCUCGCAAUGAUAGUCCUUGUGAAGAUACUAAGUUGCAGAUUUCAAGUGUAUGCACUGUACCAGAUUUUCAGCCUGACAUGCAAUAUUUUAAGGACCUAUGUCGAUUUCAUCCUCUAAUUUUCCAAAGUAUCAAAACAAUGUUGGCUGAAGUUAGGAAUAGAGUCAAAGACUGCAGGGAAGCACGUGAGAGAUCCAAAAUGAAUUUCCAAAGCUCAAGAGCAGCUUCUUAUAAUAGAUGUAUUCCUAAACUGGAAAAAGGUAUCUCCGUUUUUCCAUUGAACUCAAAAAUCGAAGCUAUCCUUGAACAUCUGAUCAUCUCCAAACAUGACCCGGCAGCAUACCAGUUCGUGCAACAUCUUAUUUCGGAUGCUUUGUUACUUCGUCAUCUGGAAACCAUGCAUAAAGUUUAUCUUCUAAUAUCCGGUCACACCUUAUCCAUAUUUUACAAUCGACUGUUUCUGUUGGCAGAAGCUGAUAUGUGGAAGAGUGCUAGGAGUCUGAGUCCUUUACUCGAAGAAUGUAUCGAAAAAGAUGUAGGAGAGUUGAGUGAAAGGUUUGAGGUUAUUCCUAAAAAAGGAGGAUCAGCAACAACAAAAAAGUCUAAACCUUUGAAAGCUUUUAAGAUCUCAAAUACGCUCAGCAACUUGGACAAUUUUUACAUCAAUUACCAGGUCGAGUCUCCCGUGAACAUAGUCAUCACCGAGGAAGCUGUAAAUUCUUACAAUUUUGUAUUUAAGUUUUUAGCAAAAAUUGAAUGGGCUAAGUGGUCAUUACAACAGCUUCAACUUAAAGAUUUAAGUAAAACAGUAUCAGAUCCAGUGACUCGUCGUCUAUUUUAUCUGCGGUUCUUCCUCUUGAACUCUGUCUCGCAUAUUCACAACUACUUCAUUCGUCAAAUCUCAGGAGAUGUUUUCGAGACUGUCAAGAAUGAUAUAAUUGAUGCUCCCACUUUGGAUGCAGUUAUCAAAGCUCACAAGUCAUACUUGAGGAAGUUGACUAGUCAUUGCUUGAUUGAAGAAAAGGUUCUGGAGAGGGGCCUUUUACCGUACCUGUCUUUGUGUGAACGUCUACGAGAGCUCUGGAAAGAACAGGUUAAUGGAAGCCUUGAAAAACAGGAUGUUUUUGAAUUCGAAAAAUAUUUCAUCCAAACCCAUUGGCUGCUGACAACCUGCGUCGACACUGCUAUCGACACAACUUCUAUUAAAUAUGCAGGUCCAUUGACUGAGCUUUGGAAAGUGCUCUCAACAAAUAUCCCCUCAAGAGGAGAUGCAUUAGGUGAAGAAAUCGUCCACUUACCUUCAAUGAAUUUCUAGUAGAGAAUGAACUCUGCAUUGCUAAAUAUUUACCUUUUAAUUUCUGUGAUGUUUAUCAUUACUGCUGUAUUUACCAUAAGAGUUAAUGUUUAAGGUACAUUAGUUAGCCCCUAUUAAAUUUUGUGCCAUUAAAGGAGGAUUUGCAAGGUAAUUGAGUGUUUUCGAGUAAAUUCCCAUUUUAAUAGUGAAACUCUGUAUCUUGAUUUGUGAAGUUGCAAAUUUUCUUUUCUCUUUAAAAAGAUAGUGGAUCAUUGUUACUGCACAGAAUUUUGUGCGAUUUUUGAUGUGGGAAACUAAAUACAUACUGAAAUUAAAAUUUAUUUUCUUCAGCAUGGCACACUGGUUCCAGGAAUCACUUUGGUGAGUUCACUCCAGACUAGCCUGCGAUGGGCGGUGAAGGGGAUGCCUUUUGCAAGAGGGUUCUGCAGAACUUGCUCCUUUUCCCUGUUUGGAAGGAAUUUGUCAGAUUCUUCUCUUAAAAGAGCUGUUUUAAGAACAUUUCUGAUUACAAAUACUGAGGUUUUAAGUGCUUGCUCUUUGCAUUUUGGAAAGGUUAAUACUGUCAUUUUCCUUGAAAAUGUUCAAUGUAAAAAACCCUCAGGCCUGGCUUCCAGCUGACGGCCCGUGGCCGUAUGCAGCUGUUGAUUUCCUAUACUUUCUGCUCUCACCAUUCAUCUGCCCCCCCCCCCCAAAUAAUAUGAUCAACAAAGUGGCCAUUUAAAAGUUUUUCUUGUAUCUUAGCCUACCUUUUCUAAGUAACACCACUGAAAUAAUUAAUUUCUGAAGUCAUUUAACUGUGAUUGUUUUUGAAUUUUUAUUAAAUGUGUUUUUUUUAUUUUUA